Messenger RNA from Patella vulgata (common limpet), 1673 nucleotides. RefSeq lists its product as uncharacterized. NCBI's taxonomy places the organism in Eukaryota, Metazoa, Mollusca, Gastropoda, Patellidae. The transcript has 8 exons. Bases 115 to 1638 code for a protein of 507 amino acids. The record is from RefSeq and is a predicted model, not a curated record.
UCACUAGACGCCAAGUCACAGUUGUUGUAUUUUGUGGAUAUAUCUAAAUAUAUCGUAGUUGUUAUUAAUCUGAAAAACUAUCUGUAUUAUACAGUAAUAGAUAAAUCAAUUAAAAUGAUCCAAGAUGUUGCUUUAGACCCAACAAGAGGUAUGAUGUAUAUAUCUUGUCGUCAUGAAAUGGUGUUUGCCGAUAACUCAACUCACGAUGUCGGUGCUGUUUAUUCAGCAACUAUGGCAGGAGAUAUGGUAAAACCUAUGGUUGUUGGUUUGGGCAAUCCAAAGGGAAUAACAAUGCAUGGAGAUGAAGUAAUUUGGGUUGAUCCAAAAAGAAAAGCUAUUGAGGGAAUAUCAACGAUAAAUGGUACUAAAUACACAUUGAAAAGAUUCUUGAAAACAACAGAUCUACAUGAUAUAACAGUGGCGGAUGGAUAUAUUUAUUGGACAGAGCUGGAAGCACGGGCCAUUAAACGAUCUCCAUUUACCAAUUUAACACAAACUGAGAUAUACGGCCAAGAGAAGUUCUAUCGUGUACCAGGAUUGGAUUCCUUUACAAAAGAACCGCUAAACGAAACCGUGUGUUCUAUACAAGAUAGAGAUGCGUGUAGGUUUAUGUGUAUACCAUCACCAAAUGGGGCUCGGUGUAUUUGUCCUGAUAGUACAAGAUAUAACAGAGGUAGAUGUAGGAGGAGAUUUCAUAUUAAUUACAAGAAAACAAAGUUUUGUUUUACUCCAAACGUUGAAAAUGGUAAACUGGUCGGCAAUGAACCGGAUGUUUACGUUCCUAUUGGAUACAGAUUACAAUUUUCAUGUAACCCUGGAUACCGAGUAGAAUGGCGGAAAACCAUUCAAAACAAUAAAAAUGGAUACAUCUUAUGCAAUAUCGGUGGCAACUGGAAUAGAAAUCCAGCUUGUUUAUGGGCUCUGCCGUACACUAUCCAUGGUGACAAUAGAUACGGAUACGCCAUCCUUCAUGAAUCUACACAGUUUUUAGUGCCAUCAAUGGUUCAUCUGGUUAAUGUCAUUUGUAUAGGGGGUGGUGGAGGUGGCUUUGAUUCCAAUAACAAAGAAUUUAAAAAUAUAGAAAAGGCUGGAGAUGGACAAGACUCUAAGUUUGGCGACGUUUUAAUUUCUAUGGGUGGUGAAGGUGGAUCUCUAUCAACAGGUGGAAAGGGUGGCAUAGGAACAGUGUUGUUUGGUGGUAAUGGAGGAGAUACUAAUCUAUGUCAUCAUGGCGGAGCAGCAGGUCAAAUGACAGAACCAAGAACGUGUUACCAACCAUCAACAUUUUGUAUGUUUUGUGGUGCCGGGGGUCGAAAAUCCUCGUGUCCUCUUUGUUCGGGAAAGGUUACCGGUGGUUGCUCUGGUCCACUCAGUCCUUCCGAUGGCAGCACCGAAGGUUCUCAUUAUGGUGGUGGAGCAAGUGGUGGUAGUGGAGGAGGUGGGGGCGGUGCAGGGUUUUCAAGAAUGAAUGUUGAUGUGACGCCAGGUGAAAUGCUCACGGUUGUAGUGGGUAAAGGUGGCGCCCCGUCUUUUGCUCCACCGGGGGACGGUAUAGUGGUUAUAUGUUGGGGCGGAACAAUUGAAGAUUUCUUGGAAGUAAAUGUUUAUGACUCUUUAGUGAAAAAUAUAUUAUGCUAGUUAUCUGAAUCUGAAAUAUAAACAUUUUAAAAUCA